AUGCAAACCUUUAAAAUGAAAGUCAUUCCGUUAUUGUUCUGAAUCAGCAAAACAAAGCAAAGCUCUUUUGAUUUCUGCAAACUCACAAGACAGGAACACACGUACAAGACCACGUUACCUCUUUUUGUUGUGGAUCCACCUGCAAUAAAAAAAUCACAAUUAUUCUAUGUGGUUUUGCUGCUGCGAAAUUCCAUUCUAGAUAAAACCAUGUUUUAACUGGUCGAGAAACUCAGAUUCCAGAAGUCGCAGUAGAGUUUUAUUUUGGCUAAAAGCAACAAACAGAAGAACAACAAACAAGUUUUGUGAGGCUUGCACAUUUGCAGUAUUGCUUGUAAACCGUAGCUUGGUUGCUAGUCGAAUUGUUUUCACUGAAAUAAGAUUGCGUCUCUUUGUUAUUCUAGUCUCUUUAGUCAAAACCAAUCUUUUUACCAUCCAUGUGAUGACUAAAACCGAAAAAAAAUCUGUAAAAAUCUGUGUUAAAUUUAAAAAAAAUCGGUGAAAAAUAAUAAAAUAUUCAAAAAUCUGUGAAACUGUGAAAUUUUAGUCAAAAUUUCAGAAACCUGUCAUCUGUAAACAAGAAUCUGUCAUCAAAAAUUUAAAAAAAGCAACCGCAUUACAAAAAAAACUGUGAAUAUGGUAACCCUGGUGCACGAUAGAAGAAUGUCAAGUGAGCACUGCGAAUCGAAUCCAGUGUUUAGUGCUACAAACAAUAACUUAGUUUGAAAUGGAAUCAAAAGGCGUUGAAAGUUUCUGGGCCGUGGUGAAUUUAGCAAGAACUUUGAGGCGUGAAUAUAUGUUUAUAGCUAAUGAACAAACAAACGUUCUCAACUUACAUGAAACAUAUGAGCGAAAUAUGUGCAAAACUCUACAGAUGAAACAAGCGAUAAGUAAUACACAGGAAUCACACUCUGCUUUGUCAAAUUCAGAGAUCGGGUUUUCAACAGAAAACAUAGAGCCACUGCGUAAGUCCAUCGACAUUAAAAGCCCAAUUUCAAAAAAUAACAUGGAAAAGUGUGCAGAGAAAAUUACCGGUGCCAUCCCCAAAAGUAUUAGUUUCGAUGCAACAGCUGAUAAAGGUAGUCGUAAUAGGCAAUUAAUGACAGACACCAGUCGCGCCACCGAUGGACUAAAAAUUCAUAGUGGCUUUUUUACGAAAAUCAAGUUGGGAUUUAAAAAUCGGCGAAGUAUCAAUGUUAACAAUAAGCUACGAUUCAGCUAUAAUAACAACGGCCAUAUAAUUUCCAUCAGCAGUUGUGAUGGAUUUUCAGCUAACUCCAAUAACGCCAAUGAUUUAUUGAAUAGUAACGAAACAACUGAAGAUAUUCUCGCCAAAUACCGUAAAAAAACAUCGAUUUCGUCUGAAACAGCUGCUUCCGAUUCAACAAGCAAUAAUUACUCUUCUAUUAAAAGUAAGAAUGGUGACACAGAUAGUAGGAAUGAAAUUGAUCACAUGGCUCAUGAGGACUGCUCAAAAUUUUCUGCUGCAAAGCGAUAUCUACGACUUGUUUUAUCAAGUACGGAAAUAUUUUCUUUCGAUUUCGAGGAAUAUAAAAGCCAUACCACUACUCCUUUGCUUAUGUAUCUACGCAUAUUGCAAGCACAAGCACUCAGUAACCAGAAUAUGCAGCAGAUGUCGUGUAUUUCAGAGCUCUUUCGAUGCUUGCAACCAAUCGGUGCCGAAUCUCAACAUAUUUUGUUAAAAGAGUUGCAAAACGAUGUAGUUAUCAGGAAGGCAUAUUUAAAGUACCUGAUAAGUUGUCGCCAGACGUUAUUGUCAGCUAUUGAUAAUUUGGAGUCCUACAGGUCUUACCUGAAGGAAGAAAAUGAACUAUCAGCUCGGCAUAUUGUAAUGAUAUGCGUUAAAAUAUUUUUAGAGAAAAAAGAACACACUCUACAACAAUUUUACACAGAAUUUGUUCAACUAACCGUAGUCGACGAGAGAAAGGAUCUGCUUCAAGAAUUCAUCGCACUAUUAAUGAAUGAUUUAAGAACAGACGUAGUCUUAUGCUGUAUGACGGAUGGACAAAUUAACGAAGCGCGGAAUUGUAUGGAAAGCAUUCUUUUGCAAAGAUUGUAUCGCUUUGCUAUAUUCCCAAAUGACGAUGGCGAUAUCUCUCGUGAUAAGAUGCUCUAUGAACAUAUCGGCCAACUAGGGAAAUCAAUCACACCAUCUCAUACACAUCUCAGAAUAUCGACAGCGUAUACAAAUGAAGCACCAUGGUUAUUUGCGCAGGUACAGCUCUCAUUUAUGUCAGCUUAUAAAACUCCGCACGAUAAAGUUGCCUGCGUUGUGAAAUGCAUUAAAAGUUUAUUAAGCUUUCUGUCAAUGGGAUCCGAUCGAUCUGUAGCAGCUGAUGAUAUUAUUCCAGUUUUAAUAUACGUUAUAAUUCAGACCAAUCCUACUAAUCUGUUAUCAACCAUUGAGUAUGUUAAUUGUUUUUUCGGAGAUAAGUUAUCUGGAGAGAAUCAUUAUUGGUGGACUCAAUUCUGCUCAGCAGUUACAUUCAUCAAAACUAUGGACUAUUGAGAACAUUUUUUGUAUAUUUAUUAUUUCAAAUAAACUAAUACAUGUUAUUCUAUUUAUUAAAUCAAAAA
Messenger RNA from Topomyia yanbarensis, 2595 nucleotides. RefSeq names its product receptor-mediated endocytosis protein 6 homolog. Gene Ontology annotation, biological process: vesicle-mediated transport. Bases 725 to 2527 code for a protein of 600 amino acids. Gene Ontology annotation, molecular function: small GTPase binding; guanyl-nucleotide exchange factor activity. Gene Ontology annotation, cellular component: cytosol; endocytic vesicle. NCBI's taxonomy places the organism in Eukaryota, Metazoa, Arthropoda, Insecta, Diptera, Culicidae. The record is from RefSeq and is a predicted model, not a curated record. The transcript has 7 exons.